GGCAACACGAGAGGAUGUCAGGAAGAGGCAAAGGCGGGAAGGGUCUCGGCAAGGGCGGCGCCAAGCGCCACCGCAAAGUGCUGCGCGACAACAUCCAGGGCAUCACCAAGCCGGCCAUCCGCCGCUUGGCUCGGCGUGGCGGCGUGAAGCGUAUCUCGGGGCUCAUCUACGAGGAGACUCGCGGUGUGCUGAAGGUCUUUCUGGAGAACGUGAUCCGUGAUGCCGUCACUUAUACGGAACACGCCAAGAGAAAGACGGUGACCGCUAUGGACGUGGUCUAUGCGCUGAAACGCCAGGGCCGCACUCUCUACGGUUUCGGCGGUUAAAAGCUUUCACUCCCGUGUACAUUUCACGAACCCAAAGGCUCUUUUAAGAGCCACCCACUUUAUCUUUCGAAAGAGCUGUGUCGCCGAUUUCGGGUUUUGCUUGUACCUUUUUCGGUCGUUCCCCGUCUUUGUUUUUUUUUUUUUUU
This is a messenger RNA of Melopsittacus undulatus (budgerigar), 472 nucleotides long. Its product is annotated as histone H4. The transcript has a single exon. Gene Ontology annotation, cellular component: nucleosome. Gene Ontology annotation, molecular function: DNA binding; structural constituent of chromatin; protein heterodimerization activity. The record is from RefSeq and is a predicted model, not a curated record. Bases 15 to 326 code for a protein of 103 amino acids. Gene Ontology annotation, biological process: nucleosome assembly. Lineage: Eukaryota; Metazoa; Chordata; Aves; Psittaciformes; Psittaculidae.